Molecule: messenger RNA, 5988 nt
Organism: Pantherophis guttatus
Lineage: Eukaryota; Metazoa; Chordata; Lepidosauria; Squamata; Colubridae
Gene: SULF1
Product: sulfatase 1
Biological process (GO): heparan sulfate proteoglycan metabolic process; negative regulation of fibroblast growth factor receptor signaling pathway; positive regulation of vascular endothelial growth factor production
Cellular component (GO): endoplasmic reticulum; plasma membrane; cell surface
Molecular function (GO): calcium ion binding; N-acetylglucosamine-6-sulfatase activity; glycosaminoglycan binding
Source: RefSeq, a predicted model, not a curated record
UCUCCCUCUUUCUCUCUCUUCUUCUCCUUCCCCCUCUCUCUUUCCCUCCCUCCCUCUCUUUCUUUCUCUCUCUCUCCCUUCCUCUCCUUCCCUCCCUCUUUCUUUCUCUCCCUCUCUCUCUUUCUCUCUCUUCCUCUCCUUCCCCCUCUCUCUUUCCCUCCCUCCCUCUCUUUCUUUCUCUCUCUCCCUCCCUUCCUCUCCUUCCCUCCCUCUCUCUCUGUUUCUCUCUCUCUCUUUCCCUCCCUCUCUUUCUCUCUCUCUCUCCCUUCCUCUCCUUCCCUCCCUCUCUCUCUGUUUCUCUCUCUCUCUUUCCCUCCCUCUCUCUCUUUCUCUCUCUCUCCCUUCCUCUCCUUCCCUCCCUUUCUCUUUCCCUCCCUCCCUCUCUUUCUCUGUCUCUCCCUUCCUCUCCUUCCCUCCCUCUCUCUUUCCCUCCCCCCCUCUCUGUCUCUCUCUGUCUCUCUCUCUCUCUCUUUCUCUCUUUGCUUAUCUGAGCUUUCUGAUGCGGGGCAAAAAACUUCACUUCGCCCCUGGUUUUGCUGGGAUGCGAUACGUCUUCCGACUGAGUGCACGCAGUUUUUUUCUAAAACGAGUUAUCUCCAAUCAUCACGUUUCUCCGGGAAAGGGCCCUUUUUGGAGAGAGGGUGUAUUCCGGACAACUGAAGUUUUUUCUUGUGUCUUGUGUCAUAUAUUUCAAAGUUGAUUGCACACUGCAGAGUGCAGCUUGAUGUUUUGUUUGUUUCAAACUACAGGCGAGGCAAAAGUUUUUUUAAAAUCUCUCAGAAAUAACAGCAUCUUGGCCCUGUUGGCAAUGGCUGGGAAUUGAUCAGAUAUGAUUGCUUCCCACUUGACUGACCAUCUAUGACUAUGUUUUGCUGGUGGAUGUAGAAAAUAUUUUCCGUGGCAGCUGAUUUGAAUCUGACAACUAAAGAAAAGCAAUAUUUGCUCAAGAAUUUAACGGUGGCCUUGGACUGAUAACAAUGAAUCAUUAUUACAUUGCUUUUAUGUGCACUGUGCUUGGCACUGAAUUACUAAGGAGCUUUGGUACCCCUGUCAAAUCCCCAAGGUUCAGAGGUCGGGUGCAGCAUGAACGAAAAAAUAUUAGGCCAAAUAUUAUACUUGUGCUUACAGAUGACCAGGAUGUGGAGCUUGGGUCCUUGCAAGUGAUGAAUAAAACCAGGAAGAUAAUGGAGAAUGGAGGUGCCAGUUUUGUUAAUGCAUUUGUAACCACUCCAAUGUGCUGUCCAUCUCGGUCCUCGAUGUUGACAGGAAAAUAUGUUCACAAUCACAAUGUUUAUACUAACAAUGAGAACUGCUCUUCUCCGUCCUGGCAAGCAACACAUGAGCCACGCACCUUUGCUGUGUAUCUCAACAAUACUGGAUAUAGAACUGCUUUUUUUGGAAAAUACCUCAAUGAAUACAAUGGCAGCUAUAUCCCCCCUGGCUGGCGAGAGUGGGUUGGAUUAAUAAAAAAUUCUCGUUUCUAUAAUUACACUGUUUGUCGCAAUGGCCUUAAAGAGAAGCAUGGAUUUGAAUAUUCAAAGGACUAUUUUACAGAUUUAAUCACUAACGACAGUAUCAAUUAUUUCAAAAUGUCUAAGAGGACAUAUCCCCAUAGACCUAUAAUGAUGGUGAUCAGCCAUGCAGCUCCCCAUGGCCCAGAAGACUCUGCACCACAAUUCUCUGAGCUGUAUGCAAACGCUUCUCAGCACAUAACUCCUAGUUACAACUAUGCACCCAAUAUGGAUAAGCAUUGGAUCAUGCAGUAUACAGGGCCUAUGCUUCCCAUCCAUAUGGAAUUUACGAAUACCUUGCAACGCAAAAGACUUCAAACUCUGCUGUCAGUUGAUGAUUCCAUGGAAAGGUUAUAUCAUAUGCUAGUGGAAACUGGAGAACUGGAGAAUACUUACAUUAUUUACACUGCUGAUCAUGGUUACCAUAUUGGACAGUUUGGACUGGUCAAGGGAAAGUCAAUGCCAUAUGAUUUUGAUAUUCGUGUUCCUUUCUUUAUUCGUGGUCCAAGUAUAGAGCCGGGAUCAGUAGUAUCUCACAUGGUGCUGAAUAUUGAUCUUGCUCCAACAGUUUUGGAUAUUGCAGGACUCGAGACACCUCCAGAUAUGGAUGGCAAAUCUAUUCUUAAACUUCUGGACCUUGAAAAACCAGGGAACAGGUUUCGAACAAACAAGAAAAUCAAAGUCUGGCGUGAUACAUUCCUGGUGGAAAGAGGCAAAUUUUUGCGUAAGAAGGAAGAAUUGGGCAAAAAUACCCAGCAAUCAAAUCAUUUGCCUAAAUAUGAGAGAGUAAAAGAAUUAUGUCAACAAACGCGAUACCAAACAGCUUGUGAGCAACCUGGUCAGAAAUGGCAGUGUAUUGAAGACACGUCUGGAAAACUACGUAUUCACAAAUGCAAAGGGGCAAGUGACAUUCUUGCUAUGAGAAAAAGAACACGGAGUAUACAUUCCCAGGGAUAUAGCAGCAAAGAAAAUGACUGUGAUUGCGGGGAGGCUGAUUAUCAGACCAGUCGGGCCCAAAGGAAAAAUCAAAGAGGCUUCAUGAGGACAUCCAGUGUACAAAAAUACAAACCCCGGUUUGUCCAUACUCGCCAAACUCGGUCCUUAUCUGUGGAAUUUGAAGGGGAAAUAUACAGUAUAAAUCUGGAGGAAGAAGAGGAGAAGGAGGAGGAAGAGGAGGAGGAGUUGCACAUCCUUCAGUCCAAAAGCAUUGUUAAGCGGCAUGGAAGUUACAGUGAAGAGGAAGAAGAGGAAGCAGAGGAAGAUCAUCCAGAAGAUGGUGAUGGAAUUAAAGCAAUGCUUGCUGAUGGGACUAACACAGUUGGCCAGCCAGAUUCUGUCAAAGUUACUCAUAAAUGUUUUAUUCUUUCAAAUGACACCAUCCAUUGUGAAAGGGAGCUAUAUCAUUCAGCCAGAGCUUGGAAAGAUCACAAAGCCUACAUCGAUAAGGAGAUUGAAGCUCUCCAGGAUAAAAUUAAAAAUUUAAGAGAAGUAAGAGGACAUCUUAAAAGACGAAAACCAGAUGAAUGUGACUGUAGCAAAAAGAGCUAUUACCACAAAGAAAAGGGGGCAAAAGUUCAAGAAAAGCUUAAGACAAGUCAUCUACAUCCAUUCAAGGAAGCUGCUCAAGAGGUGGAUGGUAAACUUCAGCUCUUCAAAGAGAAUCGGAGGAGAAAAAAAGAAAGGAAAGGGAAAAAGCGCCAGAAGAAAGGAGACGAAUGCAGCCUUCCUGGACUCACUUGCUUUACUCAUGACAACAAUCACUGGCAGACUGCGCCAUUCUGGAACUUGGGAUCAUUUUGUGCUUGUACAAGCUCCAACAACAACACUUACUGGUGUUUGCGAACAGUAAAUGAAACACACAACUUCCUCUUCUGUGAAUUUGCUACAGGAUUUUUGGAGUAUUUUGAUAUGAAUUCUGAUCCCUAUCAGCUAACAAAUUCGGUUCAUACGGUAGAAAGAGGCAUUUUGAACCAGCUACAUCUUCAGCUAAUGGAGCUACGAAGUUGUCAAGGUUAUAAGCAGUGCAAUCCAAGACCUAAGGGACUUGACACAGAGGACACUUAUGGCAUGGAUGGGAAGGCUAGGUUCCCAAAUUUUACAGAAAGUAUCAGCUGGCAAGGACUGGAGGAUUUGUACAGUGUGAAUGAAAGUUUAUAUGAAACCAGAAACAACUACAGCAUUCAUUCUGAUGACUGGAGAAAUUACUUGAAGGAUGUAGAUAGAAUCUUUGCACUGCUGAACAGUUACUCUAAGCAAAAUCAAAGAGCAGAGACUCCCACUGUUAAUACGAGUGGAGACUUGGAUGAAUCAUCCACAUCAUUUUCCUUGCUGGGAAUGAGCUCUGCUGAAAUAGAUGAAGGUUCGAGUGGGUUGACAACCCUAGAGGCUCAACCUAUCAUCCCAACCUAUUAUGGAGACCUGACCUUGAGCACAGUAGUGUCAAGCAAGGAUGGCAGACUUGAAUUAAGCAAUGAUAUUCCUGCAAAAAGGAGUACAAAUGGCCACCAAGCCAAAACAAGGCUGAAGAUUGAAGAGCCAGUUAAUUCAGAAAUGGAUUUUAGUGGGAACGAUUUGACAGAACUGGAGUCCAGACACAGCUUCAUCUUGCAACCAAUUAACAUUAUUCAGAAAGCCUCUAUGACAGACAAAGAUUUUGCACAGGGUAUUUUUGAAGAGCAAGUCUACCUUCCCAUGAAUUCUGCUACAAAAAUAAUCAGCUGGGCUUUAAAUACAUUUGUCGUGCAGCAUAAAACUGAAAUGUUGAGAAAAAGGGAAGGUUUCCAGAAAUCUUCACAGUUUCUGAAUGAAGAAGGCAGUGCUUCAAAUCCACUCUCCUCAAAUUAGGCUGGGUUAGCAAGUCAGGUACUAUUAAUAAGCUCGCAAAUGGAACAACAAAACAGCAAAAUUCCAGUAGUGUAUAUUUUACAUUCACAUUCUUGUCAAUAUGGCUACAGCUAUUAAAAUCCGAGAAUUAAAAAGGCACCAUUGUGACUUUUUAGCAGAGCCCUAUUUUUAAAGUAGUGUAAACGCACCUUCAAAGGAAAUAAGCUUGUUUUUCUGUUCUCAUAACAAAUAUUCUUAUCCCGUUUGAGUAAUUUUUAUUAAUUUGAACAAUUGAAAUUUCAUAUUGUCAAAGUAAAUUUACAUGCCCUUUUGUAAUCAUCGUGCCAUAGUCUUUAUUAAUCUGACUCGUCUACAUGUUCUUAAUUUUGCUAAUGGAAUGUAAUUUACAAAACAAUAAAAGAAGUUGAUAGAGAAUACAUUAUAUACAUGGAUGGUAAAAAGCAAUUAUUGGUAUAUUGAGCAGAUUUUCAUAUUUGAUUUAAAAUCUUUAUCUUCCAAUCAAUUCACAGUAACUUUUUUCUUAGAUAUAACAAACAGGAAACUUAACAGAAAGAGUUAAAGUGAGUUCAUUUUCCAGUAGAUAGGGACUAAAUUGUUAUUAAGAUUUUUUCAGGAAAGUUUGAUUUCCACUUUGCAAAAGGUCUUAAUGUAUUCACAGCAGUUCUAAUCAUUUUAGAAUAAAAUCUAGUCCAAAGAAAGGUUCUGUAUACAAAUAUGCUAUAUAUUAUAUUGCAUCUUGGCACACUUGCAGAAGUACAACACAUACCCCUUUUUAAACACAAUCUAAGGUAAGACUACAAAUUGCAUUGCCAUAUCUGUAUGUAGCCAUAUGGAAUACUGGAUUGUAGGUAUACCUUUUAAACAGCAAUGUCCUGUACACAGGGAAUAAUAUUAUGUGCAAAAGUGCUUCUCUACUCUUCAAAGAAAUGCAUGCUGCUCACAGAAACAUCAGGGAAGUUGCAUUCAAUCCACAUUCAGAAUAUAUUAACUUUUGACCUUUUCUUUCAUUCUUUUUCUUCACACACUUUGCAGUACUCAGUUCCCAAUUUCAACUUACCGUUAGGUUACUCCUAGCUUUCCUUAUUUCCAAAUAACAAUGUGGGGACAAGCACAUUCUCAUAUACAGCCAUUUUUGGUUCUUCUGUCAUUCAUUCCAUACAGCAUAUAUUUUCUACCAACAUCUGCACAUCUUUAAAAAAUAGUUCCAUUCAUUUAAUACACAUUUUACCAAGGUAUACAAAUUAAUCUACUUUCUCUUUUUUUAUGUACAAACUUGCAAUUGCUCCAUUUUCUCUCAGACACAAUUGUCUUGAUAUUUAUGUAUUAAUUUUCAGUUGUGUGCUCCUUGUUGUAUUAUAGUUUAUGUAACAUUUACUUACUGUUUGAAGGCAUUUCAGUAAUUUUCAUGAAAAGCUUUUAGUAGAUUCUGUAAACAUGAAUAUUUAUCAUUUACAUGUCUCAAGCUGAAUGGCAGAACAAAUUUAUUUAACGAUGUGAAUGAAUUUUUAUAUAGAUUUUCAUUAGGUUACAAACUGUUUAUGUAAGAAUUUUCUGCAGUACUUUUAUAGAACAAUUCUGGCUUCAGGAAAGUCUAGAAGCAAUAAUUCUUCAAAUAAAAAAAUACUUUACCUGU